AUGUCGUCAGCUACCACAUCAUCAUACUCAUCGAGUUACAAUAAUAACGCGUCAACUACAAAAGUUGAGAAAAAGGGCAACGUUGCUAGUUUCAAGACUACCCCAGAUGGGUACAAGACCAACUUGACUGCCAUUGACACCUAUGGUAACACCUUUCAAGUGCCAGAUUACUCAAUCAAGGAUAUUUUGUCUGCCAUUCCCUCCCAUUGUUAUGAACGUAGAUUGUUGGAGUCAUUCUACUACGUGUUUAGAGACAUUUCCAUGAUGGUUACUUUGGGAUACAUUGCCAACAACUACAUUGAAUUAAUUCCAAACCAAUAUGCUAGAUUUUCUGCUUGGGCUGGAUACGUUUGGUGCCAAGGUUUAAUUGGUACUGGUAUUUGGGUUCUUGCCCAUGAGUGUGGUCAUCAAGCAUUCAGUGAUUAUGGUUGGGUCAACGACUUGACUGGUUGGAUUUUGCACUCGUACUUGUUGGUCCCAUACUUUUCAUGGAAGUUUAGUCAUAGUAAGCACCACAAAGCUACUGGUCAUUUGACCAGAGAUAUGGUUUUCAUUCCAAAAACUAAAAACGAAUUUUUACAAAGCCGUGGAGUCGAAGAUUUGGAUGAUUUGUUGGGUGAUUCGCCACUUUUCUCCUUAUUGCAGAUGCUUUUCCAACAAACUUUUGGAUGGAUUGCUUAUCUUUUCGCCAAUGUUAGUGGACCAAAAUUCCCUGGUGCUUCUUGGAUGCAAGUCAACCAUUUUAACCCAAGCUCAUUGCUCUUUGAUAAGAAGGACUACUACUACAUUUUAUUAUCCGACGUUGGUAUCUUGAUUCAAUGCACUGUGCUCUACAUGUGGUAUAAGAACUUUGGUGGUUUCAACUUUAUGGUCAACUACUUCCUUCCAUACCUUUUUGUCAACCAUUGGUUAGUCUUUAUUACUUAUUUGCAACACUCAGACCCACAAAUGCCACACUAUGAAGCUCACCAAUGGACCUUUGCCCGUGGUGCUGCUGCUACUAUUGAUCGUGAAUUUGGCUUUGUUGGUAAACACAUUUUCCAUGACAUUAUUGAAACACAUGUUUUGCACCAUUACGUUUCGAGAAUUCCAUUUUACAAUGCCAGGGAAGCCAGUGAAGCUAUCAAGAAGGUAAUGGGCACCCACUACCAACACUCAGACGAAAAUAUGUGGAAGAGUUUAUGGAAAUCGGCUAGAAUGUGCCAAUUCGUUGAUGGUAAAGACGGUGUCAUGAUGUAUAGAAAUACCAACGGUUUCGGAGUCGACCCAAGAAAAGAGAAAUAG
Lodderomyces margitis is the source of this 1284-nucleotide messenger RNA. It is a transcript of the gene FAD2, whose product is annotated as Fad2p. The transcript has a single exon. Gene Ontology annotation, molecular function: oxidoreductase activity. NCBI's taxonomy places the organism in Eukaryota, Fungi, Ascomycota, Pichiomycetes, Serinales, Debaryomycetaceae. Gene Ontology annotation, biological process: lipid metabolic process. The coding region runs from base 1 to 1284 and encodes 427 amino acids. The record is from RefSeq and is a predicted model, not a curated record.